Molecule: messenger RNA, 2038 nt
Organism: Stegodyphus dumicola
Lineage: Eukaryota; Metazoa; Arthropoda; Arachnida; Araneae; Eresidae
Product: peroxynitrite isomerase THAP4-like
Biological process (GO): regulation of transcription by RNA polymerase II
Cellular component (GO): nucleus
Molecular function (GO): RNA polymerase II cis-regulatory region sequence-specific DNA binding; DNA-binding transcription factor activity
Source: RefSeq, a predicted model, not a curated record
AUCCGAUCAGAGUUUAUAAUUUCUUUCACUUCCACAUAUUUCAUAUAUUAUAAUUUCUUUUAGGUUCAUUUGCCACAACCUUCAGCUUCAUAUUUUGGAGAAAUAAAUUUUGCUGCCGAAGUAUCUGAUGUAAAUUGCCAUUUUGCACUUCUAAAAAAUUUUAAUAGUUUUUUAACAUCUAUUCGUAAACUGUACUAUGUUUUUUUUUAAAUGUUUCCAUCUUCAUAAUCAUGCACUUUAUUUCAUUUCACCAGUGGUUGCAAAUGUGUACAUUACAGUACAUCUCAGGUGUGUUUGCAACAACAUUUAGCAUUACCUUCUGAUUAAAUAACAGCUGCUAGUAAAGAAUCUAUUCUAUGUUUUCAUUUGAGCAGCUAUUAAAUGUCAUAUGUUUUACAUAUAUUAAUGAAUUUUUAUACGAUUUCUGAAAUAUGAAAUUGUUUGUCUUAUGGUUGCUAAACAGCUGUACUAUAUCUGGCUGUUGUGCUAUGGAAUUAUUUUUGAAUUUUGAGUGUUAACAAUUUAUUAUCUAUUUAUGAAUUAUAAAAUGUUAUGUAAAAUAAUUAUUUCUUAAAAUGAAUGUAGUUUAUAUUAUCUGUAUUUCUAAAUUUCUUAUAUAUAUAUUUCAGGUUUGUUUGCAAGAACAAGCUUCAACUUCAUCUUGUGAUAAAAUGCCAUCUAUUUGUGAAGGAUCUCAUGUUUGUUUGCAAGAACAGCCUUUAGCCUCAUUUUGCAAUGAAAUACCAUCUAUUUGUGAAGGCUCUGAUGAUGUUCUUUUAAGGAAUUUUAUAAAACAGCAGACUGAAUUGAUCUCGCUUCUGCAAUGCCAGAACAAAAUAUUACUGAAAGAACUUACAGCAACCAAAAAAAAAAAAAAAAAAUUAUUGUUUUAAAAAAAUGGCAUAGCACUGAAAUUCAACUUCAUGACCUUCAAGUACAGCAUGAGGAAUUGCUGAAAGGAGUGAAAACAUUUCUUUCAGAUGAACAAAUAGCAAUGUUGAAAAUUCCUCGUAGAAGCAUUGCAAAAUGGUCUAACGAGGGAAUAAUAAAAGGCCUCAAAGUUAGAUUUGCCUUGGGCAAGCAUGGUUAUAAUUACUUGCACAGAAUAGGUUUUCCGUGCCUUCAUACAGCACUUUAAAUAAAAGACUUCAAGGUCUUGAAAUGAAUUUUGGAGUCAUCAGUGAGAUGAUUGAACCUUUGAAAAUUAAAGGAGAAAAAAUGAAUGCUAGUGAUAAAGACUGUAUUUUAUCAUUGGAUGAAAUGGAGAUUUCUGGCAAUCCUGAUUUUGAUAUUUCAAAAUGUAAAUUUAUUGGUAAAUGUACAUUAGGAAAUCAAAAGGGUGCAGGAAAUCACUAUUUAGUUAUUUUACUAAGAGGUUUGAAGCUGAAAUGGAAGCAAGUGGUUGCCCAUGAGAUAACUGGACAUGUAACAGGAUGCCAGCUCAAACAACUUGUUGUCAAUGUUAUCGAAGCUGUCAAUUCUGUUGGAUUUAAUGUUGUUGGUAUUGUUAGCGAUAUGGCAGCAGUAAAUAGAAGCCUGUGGAAUUCUUUGGGAAUAUCUGUUUCUCGAAACCAAAGAAAUAAUUUCACUACUGAAAUUAAGGGCAAAAUUAUUUAUGUAUUUGCAGAUGUGCCACAUCUUUUAAAAAAUCUCUGGUCUGCAACUCUUAAUCAUAGUAUAAAACUGCCCAGUUAUGUUUGCAAUAAAGAAAAUUUGGUUACUUUGCAUGUAUCUGCAGGAUUUAUAAAAGAUAUCUGGAUUACUGAAACAAACCAAAAUUGUGGUUUGAGAACUAUGCAUCAUCUCAGCAAAGAAGACCUCUUCCCCUCACAUUUUGAUAAAAUGAAUGUUGCUUCUGCUGUGAGGUUUUUUCCAAUUAAAACAGCUGUGGGAUUGGAGAAGGCAGUAGCUUUAAAAGAGAUAAGCCCUAAUGCUCUUACAACAGCAUGGUGGAUAAGAUUUAUAUGUCAGUGGUUUCAAAUGCUAUCCUCUAGAUGUAGAAAGAACUCAAUUUCUGUGACAAAUAAAAGCAAAAAAA